AUGCUGAAUAGGGACACGGAGCUUGAAAAUAAGAUAUUUGCAUUCCUGAGGAAUGAGCUGAAAAGAUUCAAGAGGAUUCUGAAUCCAGACUACAUAGAGAAAUCUGAGCAUAAAGAUGAUGAUGAUGAAAGUGAUGCCAGAGAAGGGGCUCUGAAGAUGGCACUGCACUUCCUUAGGACCAUGGAUCAGAAAGAGCUUGUUGAAAAACUGCAGGAAAAUGAAAAAGAUGUUGUUUGUCGCACUGAGUUGAAGAAGAGCCUUCAGAGCAGGUACCGGAGUGUGUUUGAAGGAAUACAAAUGCAAGGAGAUUCUGCUCUACUUGAAAAGAUCUACACAGAAGUCUACAUCACAGAGGGAGAAAGUAGGAAAGUGAAUGAGGAGCAUGAGAUCAGACAGAUUGAGAUGAAAUCCAAACUAUCAGCUGGACAAGAGACACCAAUCAAAUGCAGUGAUAUCUUCAAGCUCUUACCAGGACAAGAUAAACCGAUCAGAAGAGUCAUAACAAAGGGAGUGGCUGGCAUUGGUAAAACUGUGUCAGUUCAGAAGUACAUACUGGACUGGGCUGAGGGCAAAGAAAACCAGGACAUCCACUUCAUAUUUCCACUACCAUUUCGGGAGCUCAACCUCAUUAGAGAAAAACAGUACUCUAUGAUGGCACUUCUCCACCACCUUUUCUCUGAAAUUAAACCGUUAACAUUUCAGAGCCAAAACAAGCGCAAAGUGUUGUUCAUCUUGGAUGGUCUGGAUGAAUGUCGACCUCAGCUGAACUUUCAGAAAAGUCAUAGUUUGACUGAUGUCACAGAGGUGUCUUCAGUGGACAUGCUCUUGACAAACCUGAUCACAGGUCAUCUGUUUCCUACUGCAUUAUUGUGGAUCACCUCUCGACCAGCAGCAGCCAAUCAAAUUCCACCAAUGUGUGUUGAUCGUGUUACAGAGGUACAAGGCUUUAGUGACGCACAAAAGGAGGAGUACUUCAGGAAGAGGAUCAGUGAUCAGAAUGUUGCAAAAAGAGUAAUCUCCCACCUCAGAUCAUCUAGGAGCCUCUACAUCAUGUGCCACAUCCCAGUGUUUUGCUGGAUUGCUGCUACUGUUCUUCAACUGGUCUUCGCAGGAGGUGAAAAGGUUCCGAAGACGUUGACAGAGAUGUAUACAUACUUCCUUGUCUUUCAAAACAGACAGCGGGGCCUGAAGUUUGAUAACGUCUAUGAUGAGGAUCCUGAGUGGAACCAGGCUAGUCUCCUUGAUCUUGGAAGACUAGCCUAUGAACAACUGGAAAAAGGAAACCUGAUCUUUUAUGAAAAGGAUCUGAAAGAAUGUGGUAUUGAUGUGGAGGAGGCAGCAGUUCGCUCUGGCAUCUUCACCCAAAUGUUUCAAGAAGUAUCAGGGGUGAUCCUGGGGAAAGUGUACAGCUUUGUGCAUUUAAGUAUUCAGGAGUAUCUUGCAGCCUUAUAUGUGUUCCUGAUGAUGAGAAUUCAAGGCAAAGACCUUGUGUCAAUAAAGCAACCACAAGUAAGUAAUUUGUGGUUUAAAAGAAUGCUCUCUCCAAACAUGCAGACAUCAAUGACCACUAUGCAGAAGAGUGCUGUGGACAAAGCUUUCCAGUGUGAAGAUGGACGCUUUGACCUUUUCCUUCGUUUCCUUCUUGGCCUCUCACUGGACUCCAACCAGAAUCGACUACAUGGCUUACUGCAGAAUCAACAUCUUCAGACUGACAAUGAAGAAACAAUCAGGUACAUCAAAGGAAGAAUUAGUGAAGCUCCUUCAUCAGAAAGGGUGAUCAACCUCUUCCACUGUCUGAAUGAACUCAAUGACCACUCGUUAGUGAAGGAGAUACAGAGCUUCCUGAGUGCAGGGACUCUCUCAAAAUCCCAACUUUCACCUGGCCAGUGGUCAGCACUAGUGUUUGUGUUGCUGACAUCAGAGGACAAGCUGGAUGUGUUCGACUUGAAGAAGUACGGCAAGUCUGAUGAAGGCCUGGUAAGACUGCUGCCUGUACUGGAGGAAUCCCAAACCGCUCUGCUCAACCACUGUAAUCUCACUAAACAAAGCUGUGCAGCACUGGCAAGUGUCCUCCGCAAACCAUCCUCAAAACUGAAGAGUUUGGAUCUCAGUGGCAACAAGAUUGGAGAUAUAGAAGUUGGAGAAAUUUGUAAUGGGCUGAAGAACUCCAUCUGUACUCUGGAGAUGCUCAACUUGUCUAGCUGCAGUUUUGGAGAGGAAGGCUUCAGAGCUCUUGCAUCAGCACUGAGAUCAAACCCCUCACACAUGAGAGAGCUAAAGCUGAGUGGGAAUAAAGCAGAAAAUUCAGGAGUGAAGCAGCUUUCUUCUCUUCUGGAGGAUCCCAACUGUAAACUGGAGAAACUACAUUUGUCUAGCUGCAGUUUUGGAGAGGAAGGCUUCAGAGCUCUUGCAUCAGCACUGAUAUCAAACCCCUCACACAUGAGAGAGCUGCAGCUGAAGGGGAAUGCAGCAGGAGACUCUGGAGUGAAGCAUCUGUCUUCCCUUCUGAGGGAUCCCAACUGUAAACUGCAGAAACUAGAAUUUGGAGAGGAAGGCUUCAGGGCUCUUGCAUCAGCACUGAGAUCAAACCCCUCACACAUGAGAGAGCUGCAGCUGAGUAGGAGUAAAGCAGGAGAUUCAGGAGUGACACAUCUUUCUUCUCUUCUGGAGGAUCCCAACUGUAAACUGGAUAAACUACAACAAGCACAUCAGGAGAGACCUCCAUCACCUGCCUGCACCUGUCUGUCUAUGAAGAGUGACAAGUCUCUGGAUCGUAUCAUCACAUUCCCGCAUGGAGACCCUAUAGAGACAUCAAGACAAGUACAUCAGAAGAGACCUCCAUCACCUGCCUCCACCUGUCUGUCUAUGAAGAGUAACAAGUCUCAGAAUCGUCACAUCACAUUCCAGCAUGGAGACCCAAAAGAGACAUCAAGCAAAAUGGAGGACAACAUAUCACAUGCAGCCAGUUCCCAGUCAACCCAGAUUCCACAGUGCAAUUUGGAUCAUAUGUUGCAGGAGCUUGAAAAUAAGAUCUUUGCAUACCUGAGGAAUGAGCUGAAGAGAUAUAAGAGGAUUCUGAAUCCAGACUACAUAGAGAAAUCUGAACAUAAAGAUGACGAGGAUGACAGUGAUGCCAGAGAAGGGGCUCUGAAGAUGGCACUGCACUUCCUUAGGGGCAUGGAUCAGAAGGAGCUUGCUGAAAAACUGCAGGAAAAUGAAAAGGAUGUAGUUUGUCGCAUUGAGUUGAAGAAGAGCCUUCAGAACAGGUACCAGACUGUGUUUGAAGGAAUACAAAUGCAAGGAGGUUCUGCUCUGCUUGAAAAGAUCUACACAGAAGUCUACAUCACAGAGGGAGGAAGUGGGAAAGUGAAUGAGGAACAUGAGAUCAGACAGAUUGAGAUGAAAUCCAAACUAUCAGCUGGACAAGAGACACCAAUCAAAUGCAGUGACAUCUUCAAGCUCUUACCAGGACAAGAUAAACCGAUCAGAAGAGUCAUAACAAAGGGAGUGGCUGGCAUUGGUAAAACUGUGUCAGUUCAGAAGUACAUACUGGACUGGGCUGAGGGCAAGGAAAACCAGGACAUUCACUUCAUAUUUCCCAUACCAUUUCGGGAGAUCAACCUCAUUAGAGAAAAACAGUACUCUAUGAUGGCACUUCUCCACCACCUUUUCUCUGAAAUUAAACCGUUAACAUUUCAGAGCCAAGAGAAGGGCAAAGUGUUGUUCAUCUUGGAUGGUCUGGAUGAAUGUCAACCUCAGCUUAACUUCCAGAGAAGUCAUAGUUUGACUGAUGUCGCAGAGGUGACUUCAGUGGACAUGCUCUUGACAAACCUGAUCACAGGUCAUCUGUUUCCUACUGCUUUAGUGUGGAUCACCUCUCGACCAGCAGCAGCCAAUCAAAUUCCACCAGUGUGUGUUGAUCGUGUUACAGAGGUACAAGGCUUUAGUGACCCACAGAAGGAGGAGUACUUCAGGAAGAGGAUCAGUGAUCAGAAUGUUGCCAAAAGAGUAAUCUCCCACCUCAGAUCAUCUAGGAGCCUCUACAUCAUGUGCCACAUCCCAGUGUUUUGCUGGAUUGCUGCUACUGUUCUUCAGCAGGUCAUCGCAAGAGGUGAAAAGGUUCCGAAGACGCUGACAGAGAUGUAUACAUACUUCCUUGUCUUUCAAAACAGACAGCGGGGCCUAAAGUUUGAUGACGUGUAUGAUGCGGAUCCUCAGUGGAACCAGGCUAGUCUCCUUGAUCUUGGAAGACUAGCCUAUGAACAACUGGAAAAAGGAAACCUGAUCUUUUAUGAAAAGCAUCUGAAAGAAUGUGGUAUUGAUGUAGAGGAGGCAGCAGUUCGCUCUGGCAUCUUCACCCAAAUGUUUCAAGAAGUAUCAGGUGUGAUCCUGGGGAAAGUGUACAGCUUUGUGCAUUUAAGUAUUCAGGAGUAUCUUGCAGCAUUAUAUCCAAGCCGACGAUAUGUGUUCCUAAUGAUGAAAAAUGAAAGAAAAAACAUUGUGUCAAUAGAGCAACCACAAGCAAGUAAUUUGUGGUUAGAAAGAAUGUUUCCUUCAAAGAUGCAGGAAUCAAUGACCGCUAUGCAGAAGAGUGCUGUGGACAAAGCUUUCCAGUGUGAAGAUGGACGCUUUGACCUUUUCCUUCGUUUCCUUCUUGGCCUCUCACUGUACCCCAACCAGAAUCGACUACAUGGCUUACUGCAGAAUCAACACAUUCAGACUGACAAUGAAGAAACAAUCAGAUACAUUAAGGGAAGAAUUAGAGAAGCUCCUUCAUCAGAAAGGGUGAUCAACCUCUUCCACUGUCUGAAUGAACUCAAUGACCACUCGUUAGUGGAGGAGAUACAGAGCUUCCUGAGUGCAGGGACUCUCUCAGAAGUCCAACUUUCACCAGGCCAGUGGUCAGCACUAGUGUUUGCGUUGCUGACAUCAGAGGACAAGCUGGAUGUGUUCGACUUGAAGAAGUACGGCAAGUCUGAUGAAGGCCUGGUAAGACUGCUGCCUGUACUGGAGGAAUCCCAAACCGCUCUGCUCAACGACUGUAAUCUCACUAAAGAAAGCUGUGUAGCACUGGCAAGUGUCCUCCGCAAACCAUCCUCAAAACUGAAGAGUUUGGACCUCAGUAGCAACAAUAUUGGAGCUAUAGAAGUUGGAGAAAUUUGUAAUGGGCUGAAGAACUCCAUCUGUACUCUGGAGAUGAUCAAAAUGCUCCUGUUCGUGCCAAUGUCAUCAUGGCCACCAUACUAUUGUCUAAAAGCCACAAAAAAGAUGAUGGUGUUAUUUUCUCUCUACAGCUUGUCUAGCUGUAGUUUUGGAGAGGAAGGCUUCAGAGCUCUUGCAUCAGCACUGAGAUCAAACCCCUCACACAUGAGAGAGCUGCAGCUGAGUGGGAAUAAAGCAGGAGAUUCAGGAGUGAAGCAUCUUUCUUCUCUUCUGGAGGAUCCCAACUGUAAACUGGAGAAACUAGAUCUCCAUUACUGCAAUUUUGGAGAGGAAGGCUUCAGAGCUCUUGCAUCAGCACUGAGAUCAAACCCCUCACACAUGAGAGAGCUGCAGCUGAGUAGGAAUAAAGCAGGAGAUUCAGGAGUGAAGCAUCUUUCUUCUCUUCUGGAGGAUCCCAACUGUAAACUGGAGAAACUAGGUUUUGGAGAGGAAGGCUUCAGAGCUCUUGCAUCAGCACUGAGAUCAAACCCCUCACACAUGAGAGAGCUGCAGCUGAGUUGGAAUAGAGCAGGAGAUUCAGGAGUGAAGCAUCUUUCUUCUCUUCUGGAGGAUCCCAACUGUAAACUGGAGAAACUAGACUUGUCUAACUGCCGCUUUAGAGAUGAAGGCUUCAGAGCUCUUGCAUCAGCACUGAGAUCAAACCCCUCACACAUGAGAGAGCUGCAGCUGAGUGGGAAUAUAGCAGGAAAUUCAGGAGUGAAGCAUCUUUCUUCUCUUCUGGAGAAUCGCUACUGUAAACUGGAAAAAUUACAUAUUAGAGAGGAAGGCUUCAGAGCUCUUGCAUCAGCACUGAGAUCAAACCCCUCACACAUGAGAGAGCUGCAGCUGAGUGAGAAUAAAGCAGGAGAUUCAGGAGUGAAGCAUCUUUCUUCUCUUCUUGAGGAUCCCAACUGCAAACUGGAGAAACUAGACCUCCAUAGCUGCAGUUUUGGAGAGGAAGGCUUCAGAGCUCUUGCAUCAGCACUGAGAUCAAACCCCUCACACAUGAGAGAGCUGCAGCUGAGUGAGAAUCAAGCUGGAGAUUCAGGAGUGAAGCAUCUAUCUUCUCUUCUGGAGGAUCCCAGCUGUAAACUGGAGAAACUACACUUGUCUAGCUGUAGUUUUGGAGAGGAAGGCUUCAGAGCUCUUGCAUCAGCACUGAGAUCAAACCCCUCACACAUGAGAGAGCUGCAGCUGAGUGGGAAUAAAGCAGGAGAUUCAGGAGUGAAGCAUCUUUCUUCUCUUCUGGAGGAUCCCAACUGUAAACUGGAGAAACUACACCUCUAUAACUGCUUUAUUGGACAGGAAGGAUUCAGAGCUCUUGCAUCAGCACUGAGAUCAAACCCCUCACACAUGAGAGAGCUGCAGCUGAGUGGGAAUAUAGCAGGGGAUUCAGGGGUGAAGCAUCUUUCUUCUCUUCUGGAGGAUCCCAACUGUAAACUGGAGAAACUACACCACCAGGUUGGUCUCCACGCUUCGGGUUCCGACCUCCAGGACUGCAUCCCUCCUUUCCAACCGGUCUCCUACUCGCCAUCUCCACGGGAGACUUUCAUACCCCAGACCUCGCGCAUUUCUGCUGGCGCAGACGUUGCCCGAGCUCUCAGUCGGUGCCCUGCUCCCUCUCGCCUUCUCAGCGGGAGCCGACGUCUCUUCACAUUCACAACCUCCGCCUCUCCGGUUCUCCACCUGUUUGAGCGGGCCCGACGCCGGUUUCUGCCCAUGCAGCAAGCCCGUUUCGGUGCCUACUCCGUCGCCCGCCUCCAUCGCUUGAAGACCGCCAGUGUUCCACGCCGGAGCACUGCCUCGGUAGCCUGCUCCGCAUCGACUGCGACGGUUGCUGGCUCACUCCUCUCCUGCCGCCUCGGCUUUGCCGACUCAGCCCCUGACACUGGCAUCACCGCCGAGGCGCCAGCACCAACCCGGCCACUCUCUGGAUCCCAGCCGCAGCCCUCGAUCCACUCGAGCGCCCAGGGUUCCGCCAGGCCGGGAAAGCCACAAACGGCUCCCCAUCACGGCCGGGUUGCUCGCGGCCUGCCUGGCAGUCCUGAGAUGCGACUUUCUGUCCCCUCACCUGGACUUCACUUUGGCCGCCAUGUUCGUCCUAGCGUAUUUGGGCUACUCAGACGCAGUGAAUUCACCUCUGGCGGCGCCUCAUUUAACCCACUCGUCCAUCCUCGAGUCUGCGACCUCCGCGUCAUCGACGCCGACUCCAUCCGACACAUCGUCAAAUUUAGCAUAUCCGACCAGCCGGGUCAAAGCCACGCCGUUCUUAUUUACACCGUGGCUUCCCAUCUUCAGCCCUAUCAGAUCCUGCCCCGGUACAUCGCUUAUCCCGGAGCUGACAAUCAGACACUUGGCCGUUGGUCCUCGGAUACCUACCAGCUGUACAUCCGUUCUCAUCCCUCCGAGCUGAGGACGGCUCAGAUGGCGCUCUGCUCCCUCCAUAGCUGCAGUUUUGGAGAGGAAGGCUUCAGAGCUCUUGCAUCAGCACUGAGAUCAAACCCCUCACACAUGAGAGAGCUGCUGCUGAGUUUGAAUCAAGCAGGAAAUUCAGGAGUGAAGCAUCUUUCCUCCCUUCUGGAGGACCCCAACAGUAAACUGGAGAAACUACAUUUUGGAGAGGAAGGCUUCAGAGCUCUUGCAUCAGCACUGAGAUCAAACCCCUCACACAUGAGAGAGCUGCAGCUGAGAGGGAAUAAAGCAGGAGAUUCAGGAGUGAAGCAUCUUUCUUCUCUUCUGGAGGAUCCCAACUGUAAACUGGAGAAACUACAGCAAGUACAUCAGAAGAGACCUCCAUCACCUGCCUCCACCUGUCUGUCUAUGAAGAGUGACAAGUCUCAGGAUCGUGGCAUCAAUUUCCAGCAUGGAGACAGAAAAGAGACAUCAAAGCAAGUCUCUGAGGAGAGACCUCCAUCACCUGCCUCCACCCGUCUGUCUAUGAAGAGUGACGAGUCUCUGGAUCGUAUCAUCACAUUCCAGCAUGGAGACCCAAAAGAGACAUCAAGGCCUGUCGAGGCUGCAGGUUUGGAGAGGACGGGCUUCAGAGCUCUUGACUCAGCACUGAGAUCAAACCCCUCACACAAGAGAGAGCUGCAGCUGAAAUUGAAUCAAGCAGGCGAUUCAGGAGUGAAAGCAUCUUUCUUCUCUUCUGGCAGGAUCACAACUGUAAACUGGAGAAAACUAGAUUUUGGAGAGGAAGGAUUCAGAGCUCUUGCAUCAGCACUGAGAUCAAACCCCUCACACAUGAGAGAGCUGCAGCUGAGUGGGAAUAAAGCAGGAGAUUCAGGAGUGAAGCAUCUUUCUUCUCUUCUGGAGGAUCCCAACUGUAAACUGGAGAAACUACAUCUCCAUUACUGCAGUUUUGGAGAGGAAGGCUUCAGAACUCUUGCAUCAGCACUGAGAUCAAACCCCUCACACAUGAGAGAGCUGCAGCUGAGUGGGAAUCAAGCAGGAGAUUCAGGAGUGAAGCAUCUUUCUUCUCUUCUGGAGGAUCCCAACUGCAAACUGGAGAAACUAGAUCUGAACUCCUGUGGUAUUAAAGAUGAAGGCUUCAGGUGUUUAGCAUCAGCACUGAGAUCAAACCCCUCACACAUGAGAGAGCUGCAGCUGAGUGGGAAUAAAGCAGGAGAUUCAGGAGUGAAGCAUCUUUCUUCUCUUCUGGAGGAUCCCAACUGCAAACUGGAGAAACUAGAGUGA
This is a messenger RNA of Engraulis encrasicolus (European anchovy), 8898 nucleotides long. RefSeq lists its product as uncharacterized. Lineage: Eukaryota; Metazoa; Chordata; Actinopteri; Clupeiformes; Engraulidae. The transcript has 33 exons. The coding region runs from base 1 to 8898 and encodes 2965 amino acids. Gene Ontology annotation, molecular function: protein binding. Gene Ontology annotation, biological process: intracellular signal transduction. The record is from RefSeq and is a predicted model, not a curated record.